Magnolia sinica is the source of this 2308-nucleotide messenger RNA. Its product is annotated as probable leucine-rich repeat receptor-like protein kinase At1g68400. Bases 238 to 2079 code for a protein of 613 amino acids. The record is from RefSeq and is a predicted model, not a curated record. Gene Ontology annotation, molecular function: protein binding; ATP binding; protein kinase activity. The transcript has 3 exons. Gene Ontology annotation, biological process: protein phosphorylation. Lineage: Eukaryota; Viridiplantae; Streptophyta; Magnoliopsida; Magnoliales; Magnoliaceae.
CUCGAAUCUUAGCUAUCUUGCCUUGCCCAUUUCACCAAAGCACUAAGAUAAAAUACCCACAUAUACACCCAAGUUUUAGAAAUAUUCAUUAGUCAAUACACGCAUCUCUGCACACCCAAGUCCACCUCACCAUCCCGGAAACUGUCCCACAACCGGAAUUCUGAAACCAAUUCAUCAGAAUUCGUCUCUUUUCUCGACAACCCAUUUCGCAUCUAGUCCAGUAGGAGACUAUGCACCAUGAAUUUCACUCUCACCAUCUUCACAUGUCUCAUGAUUUUCGCAAUUCGAUUUGCGAAGGCCGAGUUAUUUGCCGGCGAAAGAGAUGAAUUGAUUUAUGUUAGAGAUUCGCUGACUUCUACUGCAAAUUUGCAUUCGAUGUGGACGGGCCCGCCUUGUCAUAACAACAUUAGCAAAUGGGUUGGGAUCGCAUGCUUGAAUUCACAUGUCGUGCAUAUAGUUCUUGAAGGAAUUCAAUUGAAUGGUUCACUUCCAACCACAUUCCUACAAAAUAUAACUUACUUGAGUAAGCUCAGUUUGAGAAACAAUUCUUUAUUUGGUCCGCUUCCAAGCUUCGCGAAUCUUGUUCACCUUCAAUACAUUUUCCUCUCGCAAAACCACUUCUCGGGUCCAAUUCCAUUAGAAUUCAUCAACUUGCCGAAUCUUAAGCGGCUAGAGUUGCAGGAAAAUCUUCUAAAUGGGACCAUACCACCCUUCAAUCAAUCAACGUUAACAGCUUUCAACGUCUCCAAUAAUUUUCUCAAUGGCCCAAUUCCUGAGACGCCAGUUCUUCUGAGGUUCCCUAGGAGCUCAUAUGAUCACAACUCAGAAUUGUGUGGGCAACCUUUGGGGAAACCAUGCCAGAUCGUUCCUGUGGCUCCUGUAGGUGGCCCCCCACCGACUAGCCCGAGCCCGCGGGUCCCAACUCCAUCAAAGGACAAGACACUGAGAGUAUGGAGUAUUGCUUUGAUUGCAGUAGCUGCUCUGUUGGUCCCCUUCACUGUCAUGUUAGUCUUCUUGUGUUAUUACAGGAGAAAGCAUGGGAAGGGAACAAAAGAAAAGGAGCACUCAGGAGAAAUCUCCCCAGAGGUGGCCGAAAAGAGAACCCGAAGCUCAGAGAGCAUAGGGGACCCAGGGAAGACCAUUGAGUUGGAAUUCUUCGACUGGAGUAGACCGGUUUUCGAUCUGGAGGAUCUAUUACGGGCUUCAGCAGAGAUGAUGGGUAAAGGGAUGGUAGGGAGCUCAUACAAGGCGGUGCUGGAGUCAGGAUUAGUUGUGUCGGUGAAGAGGGUGAAGGAGAUGAAUGGCUUGAGCAAGAAGGAGUUUGUUCAGCAAAUGCAGUUGCUUGGGAAGCUGAGGCAUGAAAACCUUGUGGAGAUGAUCUCUUUCUACUACUCCAAGGAAGAGAAGCUAGUUGUUUAUGAGUAUGUGCCUGGUGGGAGCUUGUUUGAGCUUCUACAUGGUAACAGAGGAGCUGCAAGAAUACCCUUGGACUGGGCGACACGUCUGUUGAUACUCAAAGGCAUUGCAGUGGGCCUAACUUAUCUCCACCAAUCACUCCCUUCCCACAGGGUCCCCCAUGCCAAUCUCAAAUCCUCCAAUGUCCUUAUUGCCCACAAUGACCGUAACUACCACCCCAAGAUCACCCAUUUCGGCUUCCAACCCCUCCUCCCUCCUCAAAAAGCCAUUGAAUUGCUCGCCUCCGGCAAGUCUCCAGAGGCAUCCAAAGGCAAGAAACUGACCCACAAAGCCGAUGUGUAUUGCUUCGGCUUGAUAAUGCUUGAAGUCAUCACCGGUCGGAUCCCAGGCGAAUUCUCACCUGGAAACAUCGAUACUACCGAUGAUUUGUCUGAAUGGGUGCGGUCCGUCGUUCACAGAGAUUGGUCGACAGAUAUAUUGGAUUUGGAGAUUCUACCAGCAAAAGAAGGACACGAGGAGAUGUUACAGCUUACCGAGGUUGCGCUUGAGUGCACUAAUUCAAUGCCAGAGCGGCGUCCCAAGAUGAGUGAGGUGUUGAAGAGGAUAGAAGAAAUCAAGGAAGAGGACACUAAGAAGGGAGAGACUGAAGGAAGAGAGACAUGAAAAUUAUAUAAUGUGGUAAGUUGGUUUUCAUUUUUUCAUGGAUUUGGAUGAUUUGUAUGCAUUGGUUUGUUCUUACAUGUAAAUGAUCAAAUACAUUGAUCGAGUUGCAACCCAAUCGAGUUGACUCAGUCAGUUGAGUCGAGUCGAUGAUUGAAUUUUCUGACUCGCCGAGUUGAGAUCUGAAAGGAAUGGACCAUUUUGUAAGUUAGUGUAAGAGCAAAGACAUUUU